Molecule: messenger RNA, 987 nt
Organism: Arctia plantaginis
Lineage: Eukaryota; Metazoa; Arthropoda; Insecta; Lepidoptera; Erebidae
Source: the annotation of a GenBank genome assembly
AUGAUGCGGUUAGCUGGAUUCCAGUUGUUUAUCUACGUAUCUAAGUGCCUGUGUUGUGACUGUUUUGACGAUAUGGCGCCGAUAGUAGAAGCUUUGACGGAUCCGGUGUGGCUCGGCGAAGGCCCGCACUGGGAUGAUCGGGAACAGGCGUUGUAUUUCGUCAGUAUAUUCGACCACACAAUCAACAAAUAUGUGCCCAGCACCACCAAACACACCAAGGCUAAAUUGGAUGGAAUGCCCACAUUCAUAAUACCAGUAGAAGGUAGGCCUCAGCACUUCGUGGUGGGGCUCAACCGGCUGGUGGUGGAGAUCCAGUGGGACGGUGGUAUGAAUACCGCCAAGGUCGUCAGGACCGUCGCUGAAGUCGAUCAGGAUAGUCCCAAGAACAGAUUUAAUGAUGCGAAAGCUGAUCCAAAGGGAAGACUGUUCGCUGGCACAAUGGGUCACGAAUACGAGCCGGGCAAGUUCGAGCUGAAGAAAGGCUCCCUCUAUCGGAUAGACUCGGACGGGAGCGUUCACAAGCUGGAUUCCAACAUCGACAUCUCUAACGGACUCUGUUGGGAUCUUGAAGAGAAGGCUUUCUACUACGCCGAUUCGUUUGAGUUUGCGAUUAGAAAGUACGACUACGAUGUGAACACGGGCAAUAUCUCGAAUCCCAAGAAGGUGUUCGCAUACAAGGACCACGGGUUGAGUGGUAUUGUGGACGGCAUGACCAUCGACACAGAUGGGAACCUCUGGGUGGCCAACUUCGAUGGCUCUCAGGUGCUCAAAAUUGACCCUCGCUCCGGGAAACUGCUCCAGAAGGUGAAAUUCCCCGCCCCUCAAGUGACGUCAGCAACCUUCGGAGGUUCUGACUUGGACAUCUUGUACGUGACGACAGCCGCCAUGAACCGAGGGGAGGAGCAGAAGCCUCCCUGCGGAGCCACCUUCAGCGUGGCCGGGCUCGGGGUCUCGGGACACCCCAACACGAACGUGCGACUUAACUGA